UACUUUUACUGUUGUAUCGACUACAACACAGGUUAAGGCCGUGUGAAAUUCAUGAUGUAUUGAUUCGGAAAUGACUGCAAUUUAUUAUAAGGCUGUAAUACUAUAUGCAUAGUUCCAAAGAUUGGCACUACGAUAUAGAUGAAAUAUCUUGAGAUAACGCGGCUCUAGGGAUCUAAUUGACAAUGUAGUAACCUUACAUAAGUUAUAAAAACAAGAAAUAAGAAAACGAUGAGUUCAGGAAGAGAAAUAAUAUAGAACACAAAACUAGCCAGACAAAAAAGAUAUGCACACAGGAAGUUGAUUAGACGAUUUGAAGAAAAUGGCUACAAACAAAAGUAAAAAUUUAAAUAAUACUGCAAAACUAACAUAUGCUGUACAACACCUGAUGCCAGAGGUUUUACGAGAACUUCUGCGCAUUAAAGAACCAUGUCACAUGGUAGCUGGUCAUGUAAGAAACGAUAGGAAGCUUUGGAGUGGUUUAAGCAAAACUGAAAGAGCCAUUAUUUUAAAAGCAGCUACAGAAGGUUAUACACAUUUUGACACACCUUUGAUUUAUAAAAUACUGAGAAGUUUAAACACAGUGUCCCAUCCUACCAAAGGUUGGGGACAUGAAACAGAUCCAGAAAGUUCUGAAACAUCUGUUGGGGAUGAUGUUGAACGGAUACUCAGGUAUAGGAAUGAGAUUGCUCAUACAAUUGUAUGGAAUUGUAAAGUAACAGACAGCGAAUUGACCAAGUGGUUGUCUGCAUUCAAAGAUGUUGCUAAAAGAAUGGAAAUCUAUCUCGGCACAAGUAAUGGUCACUUCACAAACAAAUUGGAAAAUCUGGAAAUGCUUGCUUUGAAUGAUGAUAUGAAAGACUCUAUUUUGAAUACUGUCAAAUGUUUGAAAGAGGACGUUGGUAAAUCAAAACAGGACAUUGGCAACAGCAAUAUCAAUGAUGCAAUUGUAGUUCAAAUUGAGGAAUGGGAAAAGAUCGAUGAAAAGUUUGUGCCAACAGGUCUUUGUGCAAAAUUGGUUCAUAACUUAAAGGAAAACAAUGUAACAACUGUUUACGGAAUUUCCGGAAUUGGAAAAUCAGCAACUAUACAUCAUGUAGCGUUAUUAUUACGGGAACAAAGUCAAUAUGAAAUCAUUCCAUGUCAUAGUCCUGAAGACAUAGAGAGGAAAUUUAGGAAAAAUGAAAACCAAGUUUUUGUCUUUGACGAUGUGUGUGGCAGAUAUUCGGCAAUACAAAAUGAAGUUAAUUCGUGGUUAAAGUAUGAACCCCUCUUAAAGAGUAUUACAAGGGAAGGGAACACCAAAAUUCUUGCCUCGUGUCGCACUCAGGUUUUUAAGGAAGAACAGUUUCAGAGAAUAGGUUUUCUUACGGAAUGUUCAAUUGAAUUCACGAACAAUUUGAUAACCAAAAACCAGAAACGGUCAAUAGCUGAAAAGUAUCUGGAUCCAAAUUUGAUACGCGCGAUUGAAAAUGUCAUUAACACAUACGAUUUCCUUCCGUUAAUGUGUUCCUUGUAUAGAAAUCAUACAGAAAAAGAUGUUGUUGAGUUUUUUGAAAACCCGUUUGAUAUCUAUAUGUCUGAAUUUGAUAACAUCAAACAAGAACCGAACAAUCUGAAAUAUUUUGCAAUUCUUUUAAUUGUUCUUUGUAAUGGGGAAUUAUGUUUUCCCGUUAGAGAAAACAAUAUUAGCCCUUUUUAUCAGUGUUUUCCAGUCAAGGGAAACAAUGGUAACAAUGCCGCACGACAUGAUAUAAAUAUACAGAAUCUUUUAGAAGAUUUCGGCAUCUCUGGUGGAGCACCCAAAACCGAUAUCAUAAUGCAGCUGGAUUCAUUGGUAGGAACUUUUUUAAAGACUGAAUAUUAUCACAACAAGGUCGGAAAAGAGAUGGUGAUUUAUCGACCGAUUCAUGCCAUUCUGUUCGACUACAUGUGCCAUCACUGUGGGUUAAUACAAAAUUUCCAAAAUGUGAUUAUUAAAUAUGCUUGUCGUUCGUUAUUAAAUCAGCAAACAUGUUUAGAAUCAUUAGCGGAAUUAGAACAAAGACCAAUAGUAAUCAGUACAGAGAAUGAAGAAGAGUUUUUUUGUCGGAUGGUAAGAGACGUUUUAGAGGUAAAAUCAGACGAAGUAUUCAGAAGUCCUCAAAUGAAAUAUCCAGAGUACAGACAAAAACUGAUUCGAUUUCUCAACUGUAAUGCUGAUUUAUUGAAAGCUUCAUUUAACGAUAUCAAAAUCGGAAGUAAAGUUUUGCGUGGGAUUCUCGCGUCGAAUUAUUCUGAUGUAAUUACAGUUGCUGUAAAUAUAGCAGGUUCUUUAAUUUCUGUUUCGGAGCGGGCCUACUGUACUGACAAAUCUGUCAUCGGAAUGCUUAGAAAAACAUCCCGAAACGUAAAUAUGGCUUCUAUUAAAAUUCGCAAACAUCGCUAUACACCUCUUGUGUGCGCUUGUUUCCAUGGUCACACUGAAAUCGUCAAGUUACUUUUAUCAGAAGGUACUAGUGUUAACUGCAAUGUGUCUCAUCGAAAAUUGACUCCGCUUUUAGCAGCAAUCAUCGCGAACAACGCCGAUAUCGUUGAAAUACUUUUGGAAAAUGAUGAAAGCGACGUUAAUAUGUCAGAUAGCAGUAACGUAAGUCCAUUAAUGGUAGCCUGCAAUGCUGGAAAUUUUCCUGUGGUGUGUUCCAUUGUAGAGAGAGGCGCUGUGUUGGAUUCUAUUGACAAAUGUGGUCAAACAGCUCUCAUGUUUGCUAGUCGACAGGGGUAUUCUGAUAUUGUACAAUUUCUUUGCGAACGCGGUGCUAACAUUAACUCACAAAGUAGAAAACGGUGGACAGCUCUCAUGUUUGCAUGUAAGGGAGGGCAUACAAAUAUUGUUAGCUAUCUAAUUGAAAGGGGGUCGUCUGUGGAUGAAAUUAGUGAACAUGUCACAACACAACUAACUACUGCUGCUAAACAGCACAGUAUUGAAUUAUUCAAGUGUCUCUUGGAAAAAGGGGCAGUUCUUGACCUGAACGACCUCGAUGAAGUCUCUGUUAAAGAACGCUUUGAAACAGAAAACAGUACGACCACUGUCGCUUCUUUACAAUUAGAAGUACAGCUCUUCAAUGAUGUAGAUGAUACCGAUAAUUUCGAAAAUAUAGGUUUACGUCUGGAGGAAGAAAUAGAUUUAAAAGUUGAUACAUAUCCGUAACUUUAUUUGUAGAAAAAUCGCUCUUCCAGAUUAAAUGAAGCAUCAAUUGACAGCGUGUAUAUAAAUAAUUGAGAGCUAACAGAUCUUUUAUUGUAAAUAAAAAAUAUGCUUUGUUUUUAAUAAACCAUUUACAAAUAUAUUGUAUAUAUAAAUUUUGUCAUGAAGAUCUUUUGAGUUUGACGUGACUUUUGAAGGUUGAAAUCUAUUACUAAGCUUUUGAAGUGUUAAAACGGAGGCGGAAGAUGCCAAAGGAACAUACAAAAAAAACAAUAUGAUUACAAGGCCUCAGUGCAAUGCAAAAUUAAUACAGAUUAAACUAUCGACAGUUUGGAUUCUUCUCACAAAUGUCGAAUAAUUUAUGGAUUUAAUUAGCAUCGAGAUUAGGUCGAAGAAUUCAGACGGUGCUCAUAUGUCAUUCAAUUUAAGUCCAUGAUCUCCUUCUGGAGUUGUUAAGCAUAUUCCUGUUUUGCCUGCAGAUAUUGAAUACACUUUCAUCUAUACAUUUAUACUGCAGCAGCGUACCUAAAAAUAUUUUGUUUGUUUGUUUGUUUGUUUGUUUGUUUGUUUGUUGUUGUUUUUUUUAAAACUUAUUCUGUUUCUAGAGUUUUGCUUAUUUUGAAAAAGUUUUAUUUGCUACAUUAUGUAUUUGCCUAUUUUAAUUAUAUGUAGUAUUUUUAUGCGAUGCUACUUCUUUUUAUAUGACAAUUGUGUAAUAUUUGUUGACUAUUAUAUGUCUUGUGUUGUCCUGUGUUGUCUGCACGCACUGUAUACAAAUAUGCAUGUCUACAAUUUAUUAUGCAUAUAUGCGUUUAAAGGGUCGCUUUCGGCUUAUGAUUUAUUGUAAUUUAACUUUUGAAAUAGAAUAAAACUUAUUUAGCAAUUACCUUAUUUGAUCAAACUGACUUUGGAAAUGUUUCAUAUCUCAUUAUUUAACUUAUUUGGCUAUACAGAAGUUAUGUUGCUAUAACCAGUUUUUGCGAGUGAUAGUGACGUUAAAAUAUUAAAUUUAAAUGAAUAUUAUUAAUCUAUUAUACGUUCAAAAAAAUCAACGAGACAAUUAAAAGGCAAUUAAAGUUAGAACGUGAAAAGGUUUAAUCAUUAACAAUUUUUACUAUGUUACAUGCAAUAUUAAAAUUAUUCUGAAAAUAUAUGUUGUACUUAAAUAUUAAAAGAUUCAAACUA
Messenger RNA from Mytilus californianus (California mussel), 4369 nucleotides. RefSeq lists its product as uncharacterized. Lineage: Eukaryota; Metazoa; Mollusca; Bivalvia; Mytilida; Mytilidae. Bases 320 to 3187 code for a protein of 955 amino acids. The record is from RefSeq and is a predicted model, not a curated record. The transcript is spliced from 5 exons. Gene Ontology annotation, molecular function: protein binding.